AUGAAACUCACGCAAAAGCCAGCCAUUAAGGCACUGUUCAAGUCCGCCAAACAGGAGCUAACCGAGGACCCCAACCAGCGAAUUCCCGUCCACCUCACCGUCACCACAACAUCCAAAACCAAUGUCAGAGUUCCCGGGCAGCGAGGUAUGAACAACAUUUCAGUCCCCUAUGUCAUUCCUCUGCACCACAAGAUCCACAAGUCGAUAUCCCAGGCGAAAAUACUGCUCAUAGUGCCACACCCUACCGCCAAAUAUGCAGAGAUCUUCCAGGCUGACGAAGCUAGCACCAAAGACACAUUUGCUGAUAUCAUUUCGGUCAAGAAGUUUCGACCUAAAUUGCGAAAGGACCCCUUGUCUGUCGGAAAGGACUUCGAUCUGAUUGUCGCCGACUCCCGAAUCCACGAGGAGGUCGUGGAGUGUUAUGAUAGACUGUCCAAGAAGAUUUCUCUGAGACAUCUGACUAAGCCGUUCCCCAUCAGAUUCAUCCAACCUGGAAAAGAAGACGAUGCAAGAGACGCAAACAUGUUUGCCGAUCCGGACUACGUCAAGGCACAGGUGCGAGGUUUGCUUCGAUCCACGUCGGUGACGCUCCCCAGAUCAAUGGCAUGCGAGCAGGGCGCUGUUAAUCUGACUGCCCUCGUCGGAUACCUGCCAGACAAUACCGCCAAGGAGAUCGAGGAGAACUCGCAUCGAGUGGCAAACAACAUCGUCGACAACCUCGUGGACGGGGGAGCUCGAUCAACCAAAACUAUUUACAUCAAGAGCCCUAAGACAGUUGGUCUACCAAUCUGGAGACUGGAAAAGGAGGGCCAGACACUGGAGGAGGAGGAAUAA
Messenger RNA from Yarrowia lipolytica CLIB122, 834 nucleotides. RefSeq lists its product as uncharacterized. The record is from RefSeq and is a predicted model, not a curated record. Lineage: Eukaryota; Fungi; Ascomycota; Dipodascomycetes; Dipodascales.